AUGGCUGACUCCAAAAACGAUAAAAGUCUCGGUUAUUCCAACAAUUUCUUCGAGGCCAACGAUGUUAUAAAAAUCGUACCCGGUUUAUGGCGUCCCGGAAGUGACAAACCGCUAUGGCUGCGCUUACUAUACUUUUUCUACGUCAGUUUUAUCUACUUCAACGGUUUCGCUUUCAUCCUUUGUGAGUAUCUGAUUUUCAACGACAUAUUGAAAGAUAUACCGAAAUUGUUAAGCUACAUCGGUAUGUGUUUAACACAUACUUUGGGAGUAUUCAAGAUGGGUAUAUUCGUUUUUGGUCAGGAGAAAAUCGAUAAGAUCAUGACGAAUUUGCAGCAUGACGAUUUUAAGUAUGUGUCGUUGGAUGAAAAUGGACCCAGCGCGAUGUUUUUGGAAGAGAAAAGAAUUAGCAACCGAAUAGCUUACUGGAUUUUUGGUAUGUAUUGGUUCGUCGGUUUAACCGCUCAUGUAUCAGCGUUGUUGACAAUGCAAAAGGAAAUUCCAGGCGAUACGUUCGAAGGCACAAACAAAACUUGUUAUGAUUUCAUGCCCUAUUUUUUUCGGAUACCGUUUCCAACCGAAACGAAACGUGCUUGCAUUGUGGCCUCGACGUUUAUGGAUAUUGGUCUUAACGUAUGGGCUUUCGUCAUUUCUUACUACGACGGUAUAUUUGUAGGACUAUUAAAAUGCUUCAAAAUUCAGCUGGUAAUAGCAAAUCAUGUAAUUUCCACAAUUCGUCAACGUAGUUUGAGGAAACUAAAAAUGCCUGAAAAUAUGGAAAUCAUGCAUGACGAAGAAUAUCCGGAAUUGGAAAAUGAAAUGUACUCUCAAUUGAAACACGUUAUUGAACAUGUACAAUUGUUAUUAGGGAUCGUCCUGAUUUUUGUCAAGGGUCAUCCGAAAAUGGCAGUGAUUCAGCUUAAUACUGAUAAUUAUCCUGACGACUUUUUCGCCACCAAUGAUAUCAUCAGGAAAAUUACAGGAACGUGGAAACCAAGCAAGGAAAAUUCUUUCACAGUUAAAAUCUGUUACUUUUCCUACCUUUUUUGUCUAUAUGGUACAGGAUUUUGCUUCCUAAUCUGCGAAUUGUUAAUCUUCAACGAAACUGUAACGCAAAUUAAAAAGCUUAUCAGUCAUAUUGGAAUGCUUUUCACGCACGUCGUUGGAAUUUUGAAAUUUUGCAUUUUGGUGUUCGGGCGUAAGCGGAUUUUGAAAAUCAUGGAUACCUUACAGGAUAGCGAGUAUUAUUACGAGGCUGUGGCGGAUUUUUCGCCUGGUCUCUUUCUUACUAUGGAAAAGAGUACCAGCUCGAAAUUUUCUAUUUUGGUAUUCAUUAUGUACAGUUUCGUUGGUAUAUCGGCACAUAUAUCAUCAUUUCUCAUAAUCAAUGUUGAAAUUAAAGGUGAUAACUUCGAAGGCACCAAUAAGACCUGUCAAGAUUUCAUGCCGUAUUUUUUCUAUAUACCUUUUUCAACAGAUACAAAAUGGCAAUGCGAAUUUGCUUUCUUAUUCAUGGACGUUGGGUUGGGAAUAUUCGCAUGGGUUAUAGCAUGCUACGAUGGAGUAUUUGUGGCUUUGUUGAAUUGUCUUAGAUGCCAACUUUUGAUCGUUUGUAAUGUUUUUAAAACUCUGAGGAUUAGAAGUUUAAAAAAGCUCCAGCUGCCAUUAAAUUAUAAAACGUUUUCUGAUAAUGAAGAACCUGCACUGGAACACGAAAUGUACAAGGAGCUAACGCAUUCAACACAGCAUUUAAAAAUAUUACUUGGGGUUAGAGAUGAUAUCGAAUCUAUGUUUACAUUCGUAACUCUAAGCCAGACUUUAGCAUCUUUAUUAAUUUUCGCGUCUUGUUUAUAUAUUGCAUCCAGUGUACCGAUGACUUCACCGGAAUUUUUUGCCCAAAUGGAGUAUUUUUCUUGCGUUUUAAUACAACUAUCGCUAAUUUGUUGGUUUGGAAAUGAAAUAACUACAGCUAGCGAAUUAAUUCGAUUAUCUUUAUACGAAUGCGAUUGGUUAAGCAGCAGUGCCCGUUUUAAAAAUUCGAUGAUAUUAACCAUGAGCCGAAUGCAACGUCCUGUAUAUUUAUCAAUUGGUAAAUUUUCGCCACUCACCCUGGUAACUCUAGUAGCUGUAGGUAACGUGACAUUUGGAGGGAAAACAUAUACAGAAUUAGAUGUGCAAGUAAGGGAAAUUUUCAGGUUUAAAGAAAUUCAAGAAAUUAAUAGGAAUGAUUGGCGAAUUAUCGGAAAUUCGUGGGAAUUGACAAGAGUAGGGAAUUGCCAGAAGUUUACAGGUUUAAAGGUACUCAAUAAACUGAGAGAACUUGUGGGAAUGGAUAAAGAGUUACAGAGAAAUUUGAGAGAAAUAAAAAAAGAUAGCAAAAGAAAAUUAAUGAACGCCAUCUAA
This is a messenger RNA of Psylliodes chrysocephalus, 2400 nucleotides long. Lineage: Eukaryota; Metazoa; Arthropoda; Insecta; Coleoptera; Chrysomelidae. The record is from the annotation of a GenBank genome assembly.